CUCCUCAGCUUCAGUGCUCACGCGCUCCUCUGGAUGAUAAGGGCCGUGCCCCGGCCGCUAGUUCAUGUGGCUUGAAUGCAUGUAGCCUUUGUCCGUCCCACUGAGUUUCCCGGUGGAUGAAUAUGGAGGAGUUAGCCAGAGAGAGCAUCAGCCUGUUGGCUUCAGCAUCAGCCAAACCCCGGGUGGAUCUGGCCGGGUCCCGGCUUGGCUCUCUGGGGGCCAUCUUCAUCAUGCUCAAGUCUGCCCUGGGCGCUGGGUUACUAAAUUUCCCAUGGGCUUUUGAGAGAGCCGGUGGCAUCCACAACGCAAUCACUGUGGAGCUGGGCUCUGUGGUGUUCCUGGUCAGUGGUUUGAUCAUCCUGGGCUACUCGUCGUCCAUCAGUGGCCAAUGCACCUACCAGGCAGUGGUAAAGGAGGUGUGUGGCCCAGCCAUCGGUCAGCUGUGUGAAAUCUGCUUCGUUUUCAACCUUUUUAUGAUCUCCGUGGCCUUCCUUGUUAUUGUGGAUGAUCAGCUGGAAAAAUUGUGCGGCUCUUUGUAUGAACUAGUAACUGGUUUGCCUUACUCAGAGAUGCCCUAUCACUUCUACACGGACCAACGAUUUGUCCUGGUGCUUCUGUGUGCCUUCCUCAUUCUACCUAUUUCCACCCCCAAAGAGAUCAGCAUUCAAAAAUAUAUCAGUGUGUUGGGCACUCUAGCUGCAACCUACUUGACGAUAGCCAUCAUCAUCAAGUACCAUUCUGUUCAGGUUCACAUAAUUCCACUCUACAGCAGUGGCUCCUGGGCAUCCACAUUCAGAGUCAUCCCAACCAUUUGUUUUGGUUUCCAAUGUCACGAGGCAUCCAUUGCCAUUUACAGCAGCAUGGAGGACCAACGUCUAUCUCACUGGGCUUUCAUCUCUGUGAUUACCAUGAUUAUCUGCCUCGUCAUUUACUCUCUCACAGGGGUUUAUGGGUACCUGACAUUUGGGAAGGAUGUGAAGGCCGACAUUUUGAUGUCAUACAUGGGAAAUGACAUUCUGAUGCUCAUUGCCAGGCUCCUCUUUGGAGUCUCUAUUAUCACCAUCUACCCAAUCAUCCUGCUGUUGGGCAGAUCAGUGAUCCAGGAUCCUUUGCUGAGUUGGUGGCGGAGGCGUGGCCGCACAGUCACGGUCAAGUUUGAAAGUCGCAGUCGAUACACGCUGACGUUCCUGUGGAUAACUGCAACAAUACUCAUCGCUGUGUUGGUACCAGACAUCAGCAAAGUCAUCAGUGUCAUUGGUGGGAUCAGUGCAUUUUUCAUCUUUAUAUUCCCAGGACUUUGUCUGAUGUUUGCCAUGCAGUCUGAGCCGGUGUCUUGUAAAACCAGAAUUGUUCUCACACUUUGGGGAGUGGUCACACUGCUAUGUGGUGCCUUCAUCUUUGGCCAGAGUACCACCAUUGCUGUCAUGCAGCUUCUUGGGAAGAUAUGACACUUCGAUUUUGCCUUGACGUCCCACAACACUCAAGUUCUUCCCUCGACAGGACUUCAGAGUGUCCUGGAAAGAUAGUUGCUAAUCAGUCUUGAUGACAACAAACUAGACUCUGUAAAGUUCUGAAACCUCUCUUGGUCUUCUCCAUUGUUAUAUUUGACUUGGGUUAUGGUAAUUUCUGCACUAUAAGAUGAUUUGAGUUGAAAGGCUCACAUGUGGGGGCUAUUUUUGUACUUAAUCCACAUUACAUAUAAGUCGAAUGCAUGCUGUAACAUGCCGUAUACAAAAAAAGGUAACGGGAGCAAGGCAGUGAGUGCGGUUGUACUUUAUUCUACUACUAUUUAACCAUGUCACAUGUCAUACUCACAUUAUUGUUAAUCGAUAUUGAUGCACAAAUCCAUCAAAGUCCUCAUCUUCUGUAUCACAAAUAAAACAGUUGGGCCAGUUUGUCAUUAA
Molecule: messenger RNA, 1904 nt
Organism: Syngnathus typhle (broad-nosed pipefish)
Lineage: Eukaryota; Metazoa; Chordata; Actinopteri; Syngnathiformes; Syngnathidae
Gene: slc38a8a
Product: solute carrier family 38 member 8a
Exons: 10
Coding region: 117-1448 (443 amino acids)
Biological process (GO): amino acid transmembrane transport
Molecular function (GO): amino acid transmembrane transporter activity
Source: RefSeq, a predicted model, not a curated record